UAAACACAAAUGGCGGCCGCACUGAAUCCGUUGCCAAAUACAGCGCUAAUCCCCCGACACAUGACGGCUGGUGCACAAUGUGUUCGGACGGGUUGUGUCCUAGAAGUCCCGAACAAAACCGGGCACUCUGAAAGAAAAUGAACUUUAGUUUGUUUCGGGUCUUUUCUUGAGCGCGUUCUCAAUAACGUUCAGAGAACGUCAAUUGACCGUCGAGUUCGUCGGCACUCCUACAGCAGGCGGCCGCCAUGGGGGCUGCCCUCGCGACGUUCUCCCUCGUUGGCUGCGUGUCAUGUCUGUGCAGCAGCGCGACAUGUCUGGUGUGCAGCUGCUGCCCAUGUCGCAGGAAUUCCACAAUGACCAGGAUAGUUUACGCUUCCGUCCUGCUGCUGGGGACCAUCGUGGCCUGCGUCAUGCUGUCACCAGGGGUGGAUAAGCAGCUCAAACGGAUACCAGGCUUCUGUGCGGAGGGGACGGGUUCUUCUAUAGCCGCCCUGCAAGCUGACGUCGACUGUGAAAUGUUCGUGGGGUACAAGGCAGUUUACCGUGUCUGCUUUGGAAUGAGUCUUUGGUUCAUUGGGUUGUCAGUUCUAAUGAUUAACAUCAAGAACAGCAGAGACCUGCGUGCUACAAUCCACAAUGGAUUUUGGUUCUUUAAGAUUGUUGUCCUGGUGGCAAUUACAGCUGGUGCCUUCUACGUUCCAGAUGGAAAUUUCACAUACGCUUGUUUUGUUGUGGGCUCUGCUGGAUCCUUUUUCUUCAUUGUGAUCCAGCUGGUCCUGCUGGUUGACUUUGCCCACUCCUGGAAUGAGUCCUGGUUAGACAAAAUGGAGAACGGCAACUCAAGGGGCUGGUAUGCAGCUUUGGUGGCGGUCACAAUCUUCAACUACAUCCUGUCAUUCAUUGCUGUUGUGCUAUUCUUCCUCUUCUACACCAAACCUGACGAUUGCUUCAUCAACAAGUUCUUCAUUAGCUUCAACACGUUGUUUUGCUUUGGGGCCUCUGUCAUCUCUGUGCUGCGUAAAGUACAGGAGUCUCAGCCUCGUUCUGGUCUUCUUCAGUCCUCCAUCAUCACCCUGUACGCCACAUUUCUAACUUGGUCUGCCAUGAGCAACGAACCAGACCGAACGUGUAACCCGAGCCUGCUGAGUAUUUUCCAGCAGAUGGCAGCGCCCACAUUUGCUCCUCUUGAGAUCGAAAACCAGACUGCUGUGGUGAUCCUUGGCACAGAGGAACCCAUCCCCACGUCGCCUUACCUACAGUGGUGGGAUGCACAGAGCAUUGUGGGCCUCGCUAUAUUUGUCUUGUGCAUCAUCUACUCCAGCAUUCGAUCGUCCAGCACCAGCCAGGUGAACAAACUGACCAUGGCCUCGAGAGACUCCGCCAUCCUGGCUGAGGACGGUAGUCUGGAAUCAUCCGAGGAAGCGAGUGGACCGAGGCGGGUGAAGGACAAUGACCGGGACCUCGUCCAAUACAGCUACUCCUUUUUUCAUUUCCUGCUCUUCCUGGCCUCACUUUACAUCAUGAUGACCCUCACAAACUGGUACAGCCCAAAUGCAGACUACACCAUAACCAGCAAAUGGCCAGCAGUGUGGGUGAAGAUCACCUGCAGCUGGUUGUGUUUGACCCUCUACAUCUGGACCUUGGUGGCUCCCAUGAUUCUCACCAACAGACACUUCAGCUGAUUUCUUGAGUCGACGUUCCUUCACAAAACCCCUGCAUCGGUCUGGAACAACUGGGAUGAUCGCAGCUGUUAUAUUGUAUAGAAUGCGUAAUUUCAUUGAUGCUUUUGUAAAUUGGAAUCCAACUCGAGUUGGAGAUUCAAAACAAGCUCAACUGGUCUCAACCCAUGCCAAGACACGUUUUCGGAUGACAGUGUUUCUGGAGCCUUUUUGUCAGGGUCAUAUCCGAUCGAAAUAUUUCCCCGAGUUUAGUUUGCGACUAUGUCUCUCCAAUGCCUUACAACUGUUUCACUAUAAAGACAUGUUUCGUUUAAAAACAUUUUUACAACCCCAAUUCCAAUCAAGUUGGGACGUUGUGUGAAACAGAAAUAAAAACAGAACCUUUUGAUGAUAUUAUGGAGCGUAGAUGACCAAAUUCCUGAAUUCCUUGCAAUUGUACGUCGAGGAACAUUGUCCUUAAACUGUUGGGACUAUUUUCUCCCGCACUUGUUCACAAAGAGGUGAACCUCGCCCCAUCUUUGCUUGUGAACGACUGAGCAAUUCAGGGAAGCAAUCACGGCAGCCACCUGUUCCCAAUUAGCUUGUUCACCUGUGUUACGUUCCACGAUGAGCAUUCCUCAACUUUCUCCGUCUUUUUUGCCACCUGUCCCAGCUUUUUGGGAACCUGUUGCAGCCACAAAAUUCUAAGUUCGUGAUUAUUUGCUAAAAACAAUCAAGUUGAUCAGUUUGAACAUGAAAUAUCUUGUCUUUGUAAUGUAUUCAAUUAAAUAUGGGUUGAACAUGAUUUGCAAAUCAUCGUAUUCUGUUUUUAUUUAUGUUUAACACACCGUCCCAACUUCAUUGGAAUUGGGGUUGGCGUAAAUGACCGCUCAAACACGACACAAUUAUGAAUAUCAAAUGCUGUUUUUGCCAAAUAUUUAUAAAACACGCUUUGGUUUCAUGGGUUUUGAAAUAUCUUGUUUUAAGAACUAAAUAUGUACCCUUAAAACCAAAAUAUUUGCUUAAAUGUGAGAACGGUGAUGAUUUAUUGAAAAGAUGUGUGUGUAUAUAGUACAGGACCUGAAUGAGGGCAGCAGAACAGUGGUGAGGUGCGCUGUAGGUGUGCCAGAGGAGUUUAAGGCAGAGGUGGUACUGCAUCAGGGAUCAGCGCUAAGCCCCUUCCUGUUUGCAGUGGUGAUGGAUAGGCUGACAGAUGAGGUUAGACUGGAAUCCCCGUGGACCGUGACGUUUGCAGAUGACAUUGUGAAAGCAGGGAGCAGGUGGAGGAACAGUUAGAAAGAUGGAGGCAUGCACUGGAAAGCAGAGGAAUGAAGAUUAGCCGAAGUAAGACAGAAUAGUUGUGCAUGAAUGAGAGGGGUGGUGGGGGAAGAGUGAGGCUAGAGGGAGAAGAGAUGGCGAGGGUGGAGGACUUGAAAUUCUUGGGGUCAACCGUCCACAGCCAUGGUGAGUGUGGUCAGGAAGUGAAGAAACGGGUCCAAGCAGGUUGGAACGGGUGGAGGAAGGCGUCCGAUGUGUUGUGACAGAAGAGUCUCUGCUCGGAUGAAGGGCAAAGUUUAGAAGACAGUGGUGUGGCCAGCCAUGAUGUACGGAUUAGAGACGGUGGCACUGAAGAGACGACAGGAAGCAGAGCUGGAGGUGGCGGAAAUGAAGAUGGAGAGGUUCUCUCGGCGUGACAUGAGCUCAUCGGAGGGAUGGACAAGGUUGAUGUUUUGGAAACAAAGAGAGCAGUCUUUGAUGGAGAGAUAUUGAGUAUAUUGGUCGAAGGGUGAUGAGAAUGGCGCUGCCAAGCGAGAGAGCUCGAGGAAGACCAAAGAGAAGGUUUAUAUAUGUCGUGAGUGAAUACAUAAGGGCAGAGGAUGCAGGAGAUAGGUUUCCAUGGAAGAGGAUGACACGCUGUGGCAACCUCUAACGGGACAAGCCCAAAGGAAAAGAUUGAAAAGAUGUCAGUCAUUCCAGUGGCAUUUGUAAAGAAAAUGGUAGCAAUUCGCCCCGCAAUUGAGAAGCUUGAGUCUGGGCCGCUACUUCCCCGCGUGGCUUGUGAAAUUGUAACUGGUCGGCUCGUGGUGUGACGGCAGACGGACGCUUUCAACUCGGAUGACUUGGUAUUGUAAGUGCCGGUAUCAAAGUUUCAUGCAGUGUCAGUAGCGUCACAACAUAGUUUGCUCACACACAUCAAGUCAACAAGCUUCUACUAAGUGUCCAAAUAUUUUUAAUGGUGGAUUUUUACAGUACUUUACAGCGGAAGGGAGGUGUUUAUCUCCUAAACAAGGACUCAAACUGAAAAUAACACUUUGCACAGGCCAGCACCCAAAUCUGCAUCUGAUUACAUUAGACAUGAGAAAUUCCUUGAUCAGCGACGGCGAAUUAGCCAUCCGUUUGCCAUAUCGCUUAUCUGCUAGUUUUCAAAAGAUUGAAUCUGACACCGUCUGAUCUGUUUGGAUGCCAGUGUUGUAUUGAACAGAAUCAUGCAGUAUGGAGGAGUUGUGCCAUGGAGUAAGACUGUGUGACUGCAGCUUAGCUUCUUCCAGGUGAUGUCAUGUUAUACUAACUGCAAACAAGUGAGACUGAAUCAACAGGACCUCUGCUGGUUGCAGCCCAGUAGUGCACCGCUAACUCAUG
This is a messenger RNA of Phycodurus eques (leafy seadragon), 4298 nucleotides long. RefSeq names its product serine incorporator 1 (gene serinc3). NCBI's taxonomy places the organism in Eukaryota, Metazoa, Chordata, Actinopteri, Syngnathiformes, Syngnathidae. Gene Ontology annotation, cellular component: membrane. The record is from RefSeq and is a predicted model, not a curated record. Bases 246 to 1682 code for a protein of 478 amino acids. The transcript has 10 exons.